UUUUCUCCUCCUCUGACUUGGCCCAUUUCUUCUUUCACCACCCCCCCGGGACCGUACAGGGCCAACCAACAAGUUUUCCCCCUUGUCAAACCCCUGAUCUCAGCAUUUCCCAUCUCUAAAUUGUUUUCCUCAUCGAUUUAUCGUUACCAAUUUCAUCUCAGACUAAAACAAGGAUUUAAUGAGAUGAAGUAGGUGGAAAAUUGUACACAGAAAGAGCGUGAGGGAGAACAAUGGAAAACCUGAUCGGCCUUCUGAGGAUUCGGGUGAAGCGUGGGGUGAACCUCGCCGUUCGUGAUGUUCGUAGCAGCGAUCCUUACGUCGUCGUAAGGAUGGGCAGACAGAGACUCAAGACUCGUGUGAUAAAGAAGGAUGUAAAUCCUGAGUGGAAUGAAGACCUGACCCUUUCAGUUACAGACCCGAGUCGUCCGAUAACAAUAACGGUGUAUGACCAUGACACGUUCAGCAAAGAUGACAAAAUGGGGGAAGCAGAGUUUGAGAUAAGACCGUUUAUAGAAGCGGUGAACAUGAGGCUGGAUGGGCUGCCGAGCGGGACGGUGGUGAGAAGAUUGUAUCCAGGCAGGCAAAAUUGUUUGGCGGAUGAGAGCUGCAUUACGUACAGCGAAGGCAAGGUUGUGCAAGAUUUGGUGCUCAGAUUACGCAAUGUUGAAUGUGGUGAAGUUGAAAUCCAAUUGGAAUGGAUCCGCGUUCCUUCUACUUCCCGUUCCAUUUAGCUUCUGCUUCCUGGGUAUAUUCUUUACAUCGCUACGCCUUGUGUUUUCUGCUGCUACUUAUCAUCCUGUAUCUAUUUUCUGCCCUCUUCUUUUACUCCCUUUAGUUCCCUUCUCUGCAUACUUUGGAACGCUUUUUCAUUCAUCAUUGAAAGAAAACCUGUUUUGUUACUCCGAAGACUCGUUUUGUAAGCAAGUGACGGUAAAAGAACAAAGAUUUUCGGAAAGAA
Molecule: messenger RNA, 958 nt
Organism: Neltuma alba
Lineage: Eukaryota; Viridiplantae; Streptophyta; Magnoliopsida; Fabales; Fabaceae
Product: protein C2-DOMAIN ABA-RELATED 4-like
Exons: 3
Coding region: 231-731 (166 amino acids)
Source: RefSeq, a predicted model, not a curated record